AUGCAGGAGAACUAUGAGAUGGUGACCUCGCUGGGAUUUCCCAUUCCCAAACCUGAACUGAUCUCCCACCUGGAACGAGGGGAAGAACUGUGGGUCCCAGAUCUCCAGGCCUGUGAGGAAAGACAGAUCCCGAUAGGCAAUCACACAGGUGAUGAGACAGUGGAUGAGAAGAAGGAUGGGAAUCAUCAUGAGGAAAUUCCUGGGCAAGUGGAACCACAGGGGACCUUUGUGGGAAGAGCUGAAGGGAGUAUAUCCCAGUGCUUGGAAGAGGGAGAAGCCUGGGGAAAUUGGCACAAGUCAGAGAGGCGACUGAAAAACCACCCAAGGAAGAAAGUGGAUGAAUCUAUUAUCUGCGGGGGAGGAGACAAGGAUACCACAGCCCAGCAGACAAAUCCCAAGGAAGAGAAACCCUAUCAGUGGCUCAAAUGUGGAAAAGGAUUCAUUCUCAGAUCACAGCUUGUGACAUAUCAGACAAUCCAUACUGCAGGGGAACCCCUUCAAUGCUUGGCCCAUGGGGAAAGCUUCAAUAACUGCUCAGAUCUUAAUAACCAUGAGAAAAGCCACAUGGGAGAGAAAUCCUAUCAAUGCCUCGAGUGUGGAAACUGUUUGAAUUGGAAGUCAGCAUUAAUUACACAUCAGAGAAUCCAGACAGGAGAGAGACCCCACAAGUGCUUGGCCUGUGGGAAAAGUUUUAUACAGAGGUCAGACCUUAUUAGACAUCAGGCAAUCCACACAGGAGAGAGACCCCACAAGUGCUUGGACUGUGGGAAAAGUUUCAUACAGAGGUCACACCUUAUUAAACAUAAAACAAUCCACGCAGGAGAGAGACCCCACAAGUGCUUGGACUGUGGGAAAAGUUUCAUACAGAGGUCACACCUUAUUAAACAUAAAGCAAUCCACACUGGAGGGAGACCCCACAAGUGCUUGGACUGUGGGAAAAGUUUCAUAUGGAGGUCAAACCUUAUUAAACAUCAGGCAGUCCACACAGGAGAGAGACCCCAUAAGUGCUUGGAUUGUGGGAAAAGUUUCAUACAGAGGUCAGACCUUAUUAAACAUCAGGCAAUCCACACAGGAGAGAGACCCCAUAAGUGCUUGGAUUGUGGGAAAAGUUUCAUACAGAGGUCAGACCUUAUUAAACAUCAGGCAAUCCACACAGGAGAGAGACCCCAUAAGUGCUUGGAUUGUGGGAAAAGUUUCAUACAGAGGUCAGACCUUAUUAGACAUCAGGCAAUCCACACAGGAGAGAGACCCCACAAGUGCUUGGACUGUGGGAAAAGUUUCAUACAGAGGUCACACCUUAUUAAACAUAAAGAAAUCCACACAGGAGAGAGACCCCACAAGUGCUUGGACUGUGGGAAAAGUUUCAUACAUAGUUCAAACCUUGUUAAACAUCAAGCAAUCCACAGAGGAGAGAGACCACAUAAGUGUUUGAACUGUGGAAAAAAAUUCAUACGGAGGUCAGACCUUGUUAAACAUCAAGCAAUCCACACAGGAGAGAGACCCCACAAGUGCUUGGACUGUGGGAAAAGUUUCAUACGGAGGUCAGACCGUGUUAAGCAUCAGGCAAUCCACACAGGAGAGAGCCCCCACAAGUGCUUUGUCUGUGGAAAAAAUUUCAUAUCGAGGACAAAAGCGACAAAGUGCAAGCUGGUCUCCAUAUUGGAAGAGAAGGUUCUAGGUCUGGAGAAACAAGUACUAAUGCGGAGAGUGGACUAG
This is a messenger RNA of Emys orbicularis (European pond turtle), 1716 nucleotides long. Its product is annotated as zinc finger protein OZF-like. Gene Ontology annotation, molecular function: DNA-binding transcription factor activity, RNA polymerase II-specific; RNA polymerase II cis-regulatory region sequence-specific DNA binding. The transcript is spliced from 5 exons. Lineage: Eukaryota; Metazoa; Chordata; Testudines; Emydidae. Gene Ontology annotation, biological process: regulation of transcription by RNA polymerase II. The coding region runs from base 1 to 1716 and encodes 571 amino acids. The record is from RefSeq and is a predicted model, not a curated record.